Molecule: messenger RNA, 557 nt
Organism: Anoplopoma fimbria (sablefish)
Lineage: Eukaryota; Metazoa; Chordata; Actinopteri; Perciformes; Anoplopomatidae
Product: insulin-like
Exons: 3
Coding region: 193-528 (111 amino acids)
Cellular component (GO): extracellular region
Molecular function (GO): hormone activity
Source: RefSeq, a predicted model, not a curated record
GUUAGGACAGCAGGGUUUGAAUUGGGUAUCGUUCUGGGUGACAGGGCUCUCUCACCUCCCAGGUGGAGUUAUAAAGGAGAAAGUCAGCCGGGUGGUGACGUUCUCUGAACCUUAAUAGGCCUUGGCUCUUUUCAUUUGUAACUACCAACUGCUCUGCUGCACUGAGGCCUCAAACACAGAGGCCUCACUCGUAUGGCCAGGGUACCAUGUGCAGUGUCCCUGCUGUUCCUGCUGGCCCUCUACUCUCCAGCGGUGUCCCCGGCCCCCGCCGCGCACCUGUGUGGCUCCCACCUGGUGGACACCCUCUACUUCAUAUGUGGCGAGCGGGGCUUUUUCUACAGUCCAAACAGACCCCGCAAGCGGGAUUUGGAACAUCUGCUUGGGUUCCUGUCUCAAAGGGCCAGACAGGAGCAGCAGCUGUGGAAGGCUCUGUCCGGCCGUGGAGAGCCCAAGGUGAAGAGAGGCAUCGUGGAGCAGUGCUGCCAUAAGCCAUGCAGCAUCUACCACCUGGAGGGCUACUGCGACUGACUCGUCACUCCACUACUAGCACCACUCAU